AUGGAGGUCGUAAGUGUUCUCCAGUACCUUGACAACAAAUCCAUACUGGUCAUUGGAGCUGCUGGGUUCUUAGCAAAUAUUUUUGUGGAGAAGAUAUUAAGGGUGGCACCAAACGUGAAGAAACUGUAUCUUCUUCUGAGGGCAUCAAAAGAAAAAUCGGCUACCCAAAGGUUUAACGACGAGGUUUUGGGGAAGGAUUUGUACAGGGUGGUGAAGGAGAAGUAUGGUUCAAAUCUAAAUCAACUUACAUCGGAGAAAAUCACUGUUGUCAAUGGGGACAUUUGCCUUGAAGAUUUGGGUCUUCAAGACUCCGACUUGGCACAUGAGAUGAUCGACCAAGUUGAUGCCAUUAUAAAUCUAGCUGCAACUACUAAGUUUGACGAGAGAUACGAUAUAGCAUUUGGGAUCAACACAUUGGGUGCUCUCAAUGUCUUGAACUUUGCCAAGAGAUGUGGAAAGGUUAAGAUCUGUGUUCAUGUAUCAACAGCUUACGUGUGCGGGGAAAAAUCUGGCUUGAUAAUGGAGACACCAUAUCGUAUGGGUGAGACGUUGAAUGGAACAACCGGCCUAGACAUCAACCAUGAGAAGAAAUUGCUUGAGGAGAAACUUGACCAGCUCCGAGCCACCGGAGCCUCUCCUGAAACCAUCACACAAGCCAUGAGGGAUCUCGGACUCACCAGGGCAAAGAUGUACGGAUGGCCAAACACAUAUGUGUUCACGAAGGCAAUGGGGGAGAUGAUGGUAGGGGCAAAAAGGGAAAAUAUAUCACUUGUGUUGCUUCGUCCUUCAAUAAUCACAAGCACAUUCAAAGAACCAUUCCCUGGUUGGACCGAGGGCAUCAGGACCAUUGAUAGUUUAGCUGUUGGAUACGGCAAAGGCAAACUCACAUGCUUCCUUGCUGAUCUUAAUGCUGUUUCCGAUGUGGUGCCCGCAGAUAUGGUAGUAAACUCGUUACUAGUAUCCAUUGCUGCUCAAGCCGGUAAACAGAAGGAGAUUAUUUACCACGUCGGUUCUUCACAUAGAAACCCCUUGAAAAAUGAAAUAUUUCCUCGAGUAGCGUACCGGUAUUUCUCAACCAAACCAUGGAUCAACAAAGAGGGAAACCCGGUUCACGUCCGGAACAUUGAGGUCCUGAAUUCUAUGGCUAGUUUCCACAGAUACAUGACCAUACAUUACUUGCUUUCAUUGAAGGGGCUUGAAUUAGCAAAUGUGGUACUUUGCAAGUUGCUGGACAAGAAAUUUAGGGAUGCCAAUAGAAAGAUAAAUUUUGUAUUCCGGCUUGUUGAUCUCUAUCGGCCAUACCUCUUUUUCACUGGAAUAUUCGAUGAUACAAACACGGAAAAACUGCAAAGAAUGUUGCCGAAGACGGGAGCCGAGACCGAGAUGUUCUAUUUCGAUCCAAAAGUUAUCAAUUGGGACGACUAUUUUGUCAACAUACAUAUUCCUGGACUGGUUAAGUACGUUUUCAAAUGA
Molecule: messenger RNA, 1473 nt
Organism: Microthlaspi erraticum
Lineage: Eukaryota; Viridiplantae; Streptophyta; Magnoliopsida; Brassicales; Brassicaceae
Source: the annotation of a GenBank genome assembly